Molecule: messenger RNA, 1230 nt
Organism: Closterium sp. NIES-65
Lineage: Eukaryota; Viridiplantae; Streptophyta; Zygnematophyceae; Desmidiales; Closteriaceae
Source: the annotation of a GenBank genome assembly
AUGGCGAUUACUGUCUAUUUCAUCGCCACUAGCCUCCCUGACCGCCUUGCCUCCGUUCGUGACGCGCUUCUGCUGAAGCACCCUAGUGAGCUGACUAUCGAGGUCCUUGAGUCUGCACUCAAGGACGUCGAGAGCAACCUUCGUUCGGUAGCUGCCGCCUCUGGUACUGUGUCCCCCCCACUCUUCCACGGGUGCACAGUCCCGCAGUUACCCACCUUCAUUGCCUCUCUUGCCACUGCCGCUACUGACGCGACUGCGGCUGCUGUUACGACUGCGUCGCGGUCCCGCGGCAGGGGGGGCAAGAAAGGUGGUUCCGGUGGAGGUGGAGGCGGAGGUAGCGGAGGUAGUGGGGGUGCUGUUGCGACUGGCGGUGGUGGGAGUGCAGCGUCUGGAGAGACCCCUCGUGCAGCGGCUGGUGACUCCACUGCACCUGCUGGUGGCGGCGACCCUCGAGCUCGUCAGUCGCCUCCUGUACUGCCGGCCCCGCUAGGUGGAGCAGCGGCGUGGUACCAGGCUCAGCGUCAGCAGCACCUUCAGCAGCAGCAGCAGCCCCUUUCCUCCCAGCAGCCUCAGCAGCAGCAGCGUCAGCAGCUGGCUCCGGGGUCGGGGCUGCGUCAGCCCCAGCGCGGUGCUGCUUACCCUCCCUGCCCCUACCAGGUUCAGACAGGUCCUCAUCGGGGCCACCCUUGUGGCCGCUUUCACCCCCCUGGUCAGUGCUUUGCUCAGCUCACUGACACGGUCCGGUUGACCUACGGGGUUGGCGGUCCUGCUCCUGACUGGCUUCCUCUGGUUCAGCGCUACGGCUCCGCUCUGUGGGGCAUGUCUGCUGAGCAGUUAGUUGAUCUGAUUAGUGCUCCUCAUGCUAUGUAUGCUGUUGUUGACUCUAGUGUUUCUGACUCUGUUUACUCUGGUGUUGUUAGCUUAGGUGCUAGUCUUGCUCAGUUGCCUGUUGCUAGUGUAGUCACUGCACGUCACACUACCACUUUACCGUGUCCUGCUGCUCCCUCCGGGUCUCUCACUGGGUUUCACGUCCCCUCGUUCUCCCGGAACUUGGUGGGCGUGCGACCCCUCGUGAGUCAGCACGUGGGUGUGUGGUUUGAGCCUUCUGGAGAGACUGCGGUGUGUGUUGACGGAGACUCUUACCAGCCUCUUGCUACCUUUACUGCUGAGCCGGGCUCGGGUCUCUACACUCUUCACACUGGCCCGCGUGCGCCGCAGCAGCAGCCGUAG